CUUCACUCUAGUUUGAAAAUUGAAAUCGGUCGGUUGUCUGCGUACAAAUCGUGUGUCGUUUGUUUUGACGUUUCUCGUUCUCGUACAAACACAAGCGCCUGAAGGCUGUAUAAAAUACAAGAACUUAACAAAACAAACAAAUUUAUUACGUUUUUGCCUGCAGCAAUUACACAUAUAUGUAUGCAAUUUGCAAUGCUCUCUCAAAUGGUACGUGACUCUGCCGCAACCUGAUUUCUUCAAGCGUGUGUGUGUGUGUCUGUUUGUUUACUUGCAAAGAAAUUGCACAAAGAAAAGUUCAAGUGAAAGCUCAACACCAAAAAAAUCAAAAACAAAACGAGAAAAUUAAGAAAAUACAACUGCAGUUCAAAUAACAAAAAAAAAGAAGAAAAAAGAAACAAUGGGUACGGGAUAUAAGCUGAAUCCAAGUGAAAUAAAUUGCCACAACAAGAUGUGCUACACAAAAGUGGCACCGAUUUUGGUGUUGCCAACCCUCCCACCUCCUCCCCCCAUCCGCCCGGUGAUGACGUCGCCCGCCGUCAGAGGCAUUCGCCGCAAUUUGUUUGGCAGCUGCGGCGAUGGGGAAAUCGACAAAAUGCUCUCGACGCAACAGGAAAAGGAUGCGAACUAUUUGAAGCAGCGUUACAACAUCGAUCUAAAGAAAUUAGCGGAAAAUUGCAGUCCACAGAUCUCAACAUUUAGCAAGAACAAGACCGAUGGGGGAAAACCAAAUUUAACAGCCACAUCGCCAUAUGCGCGCAUCCCUGGCGUCAAAGGUAAUUUCCGUGUACGCAAAGCUCACAAUGCGAAUUCGAAUGUGCCAAAAUGUAUAGCUAAUAAUCUAAGUAGCGAAAUGGGGACAAAUGGGCAACAACUGAUGCAACAACUGCAAAAAGAGGAUGACAAUGAACGGCAAUAAUUGAUAUUUAUUAUACAUAUUUUUUUAUUUUAAUAAUUUAUGUUUUUUUAUAUGUGUAUAUUUUUGUUCAAAGAAAACCAAGACUUGACAGUCCAAAUUAUUGCUUAAGCUUUUGUUGCAAAGCACACACACACACACACCCUCAAACACAAAUACACACGCACACUAAAAAUGAAGGAAACAAAAGAAAACAAAAAAAAAAAAAAAAAACAAAAAACAAUUGCGCCACGCGUGCAGAGCCAAACAUAAUUUUUGAUUAUUUUUAUUAUUAUUAGUUAUUAUUAUUGGCAAUACGUAAAAUGUAAUGACAUUACUUAAUAUUAUGAUUAAUGCGACUUGAUGCAGCCAACAGUUGUAAUUAGUGAAUAUAAAAUUAAGAAUUAUAUUAGCUCGACUCACUAUGCAUCUAUUAGAUACAUAGAUACUAAUGAUAAUCCCCUCCCCCAAACCCCCAACCCCAAUUACCCAAUACCAAUUUCAAAGCGUUCUCAGCGUGUUUCUGGCUUUUGCUGCACGCGUGUGCCGAAAGUAUUUACAAUUUGUCAUGAUCUCAAUUAAAGCAACAAUUAAUUAAAUUAUUAUUUUUUCCUAAAUGUAAUUUAAUUGAAAUUAUUGUAUUUUAAAUUCUACACACACACACACACACACACACACUUACACGUACACACACAUACAUACAGUUCAAAAGUACAUCGACAAAAAAUUUUGUAUUUAUGUAAAUUUUCGCCUCCUUAUUAAUUGUACAAUUCCAACACACACACACACACACUUUAUUCUAGAAAUUCGAAUUACUUUAAAACAACAUUUUUUAAACUACAAACACUAUACUAGAUACAUACUAGAACUGUGUAUAUUGAUAGACGAAGAGAAAGAAAAAGAAAAAAACACAAUCUGUGCAUAUUUCCUUAAAUGAAACUAAACAAAAAUUGUAAAACUUACACAACACAAUGAAAUUAUGAAAACAAAACUUUUUACUGUAUUUUUUUAGCAAAAGAAAAAGUAACAAAAAAAAAACAAAAACAAAAAAACACAAAACAACAAAAACAAAAAAAGAAAACAUCUUAAAAAAAUGAAACAAAAUACAAACGCAAAGUUAAAAAUUUAAAA
Messenger RNA from Drosophila albomicans, 2023 nucleotides. RefSeq lists its product as uncharacterized. The record is from RefSeq and is a predicted model, not a curated record. Bases 398 to 916 code for a protein of 172 amino acids. Lineage: Eukaryota; Metazoa; Arthropoda; Insecta; Diptera; Drosophilidae. The transcript is spliced from 2 exons.